This is a messenger RNA of Mesoplodon densirostris (Blainville's beaked whale), 444 nucleotides long. Its product is annotated as dynactin-associated protein-like. Gene Ontology annotation, cellular component: plasma membrane; Golgi apparatus. The record is from RefSeq and is a predicted model, not a curated record. The transcript is spliced from 3 exons. Gene Ontology annotation, biological process: activation of protein kinase B activity. NCBI's taxonomy places the organism in Eukaryota, Metazoa, Chordata, Mammalia, Artiodactyla, Ziphiidae. The coding region runs from base 1 to 444 and encodes 147 amino acids.
AUGCCAUUUCAGUUGAUCCAGGCUGCAGAUAUAAAGGGCAAUGCACGAAUUGAAAAAUAUUUUUGGAGUUCAGCUUGUAGCACUGAAAGCUCAAGAAUGGACAGAAAGCAUGGAAAAUAUGUGGUGAAUAUUGAACACUCUGAAAACCCAGCAAUGAAAGAAAAUUGCUGCAAUAACUGGUCUCUGUGGAAAGUCUUUUUGGCUUGUCUCUUAGCCUAUGUGAUAACGACAGCAAUUGGCAUACUUGUAAUAAGCCUGAUGAAUAAUAGGGGAAAUUACAAAUCCUCCAUUGUUUUCCAGCUACCCCCUCAAAGUCAGGGAGCCUAUGGUUAUUAUUCCUUGGUCCACUUCUACUACUUCUCAACCUACAGUGACCACCAGGUCAUCAGAACUGACAGCUACAACCACUUAAACAGAAUCUACUACCUCUGCCUUGUCCACUGA